Seriola dumerili (greater amberjack) is the source of this 14718-nucleotide messenger RNA. It is a transcript of the gene ryr3, whose product is annotated as ryanodine receptor 3. Gene Ontology annotation, molecular function: protein binding; ryanodine-sensitive calcium-release channel activity. Lineage: Eukaryota; Metazoa; Chordata; Actinopteri; Carangiformes; Carangidae. The record is from RefSeq and is a predicted model, not a curated record. Bases 1 to 14625 code for a protein of 4874 amino acids. Gene Ontology annotation, cellular component: Z disc; sarcolemma; calcium channel complex. The transcript has 108 exons. Gene Ontology annotation, biological process: calcium ion transmembrane transport; intracellular calcium ion homeostasis.
AUGGGUGGGGUCGGGUUGGGAGAGGGCAGGGUCAAGUUCCCGCUGUACACUUGGACGCUGGUUUGCUGCGAUUACAUCUCUGAGGAUGAUGAGGUGGUGCUCCAGAGUGUGGCCACCAUCCAGAAGGAGCAUCGCAAGUUCUGCCUGGCCGCUGAGGGACUAGGAAACCGUAUAUGUUACCUGGAAUCCACGUCGGAAGCUAAGUAUGUUCCUCCGGACCUGUGUAUUUGUAACUUUGUGUUGGAGCAGUCCCUGUCAGUGCGGGCCCUGCAGGAGAUGUUGGCUAACACUGGGCAGAGCAGCGAAGGGAGUGCUGACCAUGAAAAAUGGGCGGGUCAGGGGGGCGGACAUCGGACCCUGCUCUAUGGUCAUGCCAUCCUCCUACGCCACUCCUUCAGUAGUAUGUACUUGACCUGUUUGAAGACAUCAAGGUCUCUGACAGACAAGCUGUCGUUCGAUGUCGGACUACAAGAAGAUUCAAUAGGAGAAUCCUGUUGGUGGACCAUCCACCCUGCGUCCAAGCAGAGGUCCGAGGGAGAGAAAGUCCGCAUCGGAGAUGACCUGAUUCUUGUCAGUGUGUCAACAGAGAGAUACCUGCACCUCUCUAUCUCCAAUGGCAACAUCCAGGUGGAUGCCUCCUUCAUGCAAACUCUGUGGAACGUCCAGCCUACCUGCUCCUCAGGCAACAUGGCUGUAGGGUAUUUGAUUGGUGGACAUGUGAUGCGUCUUUGUCAUGGGCAUGAUGAGAGCUUGACCAUCCCUGGAGCAGACAAGAAUGAGGAAGAGCAGAGGAUCGUCAACUAUGAGGCGGGUAAGGGAGCGUCUAGGGCUCGCUCACUGUGGAGACUGGAGCCUCUCAGGAUCAGCUGGAGCGGUAGCCACAUCCGGUGGGGCCAGGCCUUCAGGCUACGUCACCUCUCUACUGGCCAUUACCUGGCCCUGACCGAGGAACGUGGACUGGUCCUGCAGGACAGAGAAAAGUCCGACACCACAGCCACUGCCUUCUGCUUUAGGGCCUCCAAGGAAAAGGGUGACUCGGGCCCAAAGAGGGACAUUGAUGGCAUGGGAGUACCAGAGAUCAAGUAUGGAGACUCUGUCUGCUUCAUCAUGCAUCUGGCGACAGGACUAUGGCUGUCUUACCUGGCACCUGAUGCCAAAUCUUCUCGCCUAGGACCCCUGAAAAGACGGGCCUGUCUACAUUCUGAGGGCCACAUGGACGAUGGGCUGACCCUGCAGCGCUGCCAGCAUGAAGAGUCUCGGGCUGCACGCAUCAUCCGUAACACCACAUUUCUCUUCACCAACUUCAUCAAAGCCUUGGACAGUACUGCAGAGGGCGAGUCUACAGCGGUGGCUGGGUACGUUGAAGAGGUGCUGCAGACGCUGAACGAUCUGAUCCAGUACUUCAAACAGCCCGACUCGGAGUUGGAGCACGAGGAGAAACAGUGUCUUCUCCGUUCGCUCAUCAAACGCCAAGACCUCUUCAAAGAGGAGGGGAUGCUGGCCCUCUUGUCCAAAUGCAUUGACCGAAUGAACCUCUACAACAGUGCUGCCCACUUUGGAGAGAUGGCUGGGGAGGAGGCGGGCGCUGCCUGGAAGGACAUUCUCAACCUCCUCUAUGAGCUCCUGGCCUCACUGAUUCGUGGUAACAGGAACAACUGCACCCAGUUUUCCCGCAACUUGGACUGGUUGAUCAGCAAACUGGAGAGACUGGAAUCUUCAUCAGGAAUCCUGGAAGUCCUCCACUGUAUCUUGGUAGAAAGCCCAGAGGCUCUGAACAUCAUCCAGAGAGGGCACAUUAAAUCCAUCAUCUCUUUGCUCUACAAGCAUGGACGCAACCAUAAGAUUCUGGAUGUGUUGUGUUCCCUCUGUGUUUGUAAUGGCGUGGCAGUGAGAGCCAAUCAGAAUCUGAUCUGUGACAACCUUCUUCCCAAAAGGGACCUGCUGCUUCAGACUCGACUGGUCAAUGAUGUUCAGAGUAUGAGACCAAACAUCUUCCUGGGCAUGGCUGAAGGUUCAGCUCAGUACAAGAAGUGGUAUUUUGAGCUGGUGAUCGACCAGGUGGAUCACUUUGUCACUGGAGAGCCGACCCACCUGAGGGUGGGUUGGGCCAACACUAAAGGCUACGCUCCAUACCCUGGUGGAGGAGAGGGAUGGGGAGGCAAUGGUGUCGGGGAUGACCUGUACUCCUACAGCUUUGAUGGACUUCACCUGUGGUCAGGUCGAAUCCCGAGGGCCGUGGCCUCCAUUAACCAGCACCUGCUGAACUCAGAUGAUGUGGUCAGCUGCUGUCUGGAUUUGGGCGCUCCCAGCAUGUCCUUCAGGAUCAACGGGCAGCCUGUCCAGGGCAUGUUCGAGGACUUCAAUACAGACGGAUUCUUCUUCCCCGUCGUCAGCUUCUCUGCAGGUGUCAAAGUCCGUUUCCUGUUGGGUGGGCGCCAUGGAGAUUUCAAGUUCCUGCCGCCCGCUGGUUACUCUCCAUGCUAUGAGGCGCUGUUGCCCAAAGAGAAGAUGCAUGUGGAGCCUGUGAAGGAGUACAAGAGAGACCACGAGGGGGUCCGUGAUCUGCUGGGAACCACCCAGUUCCUCUCUCAGGCUUCCUUCAUCCCCACUCCUGUUGAUACCACCCAGAUUGUUCUUCCCCCUCACCUGGACAACGUCCGGGACAAGCUGGCAGAAAACAUUCAUGAACUGUGGGGGAUGAACAAGAUUGAACUGGGCUGGACCUACGGCAAGGUUCGUGAUGACAACAAGAGGCAGCACCCUUGCCUUGUGGAUUUUGCCAAGCUGCCUGAAACUGAAAGGAACUACAACCUGCAGAUGUCCAGUGAAACACUUAAGACCCUCUUGGCACUGGGAUGCCAUGUUGCCCAGGUCAAUGUUCACGCUGAGGACGAUCUGAAGAAAAUCAAACUACCCAAAGACUACAUGAUGUCUAAUGGAUAUAAGCCUGCGCCACUGGACCUCUCUGAUGUGAAACUGAAUGCAGGUCAGGAGGUUCUAGUUGAUAAACUGGCCGAGAAUGCACACAACGUGUGGGCCAAAGACAGAAUUAAACAAGGAUGGACCUAUGGCAUCCAGCAGGAUUUGAAGAGCAGACGUAACCCUCGCUUGGUGCCAUAUGCUUUAUUGGACGAACGUACUAAGAAAUCUAACAGAGACAGUCUGAGAGAGGCCAUCAGGACCAUGGUUGGAUAUGGAUAUGACAUCGACCCCCCAGACCAGGAGGCCGUCCAUAUGAUGGAUGAUCAGAGCAUCGAGACCAUUCGCUUCUUCCGCGUGGAGCAGACAUAUGCAGUGAAAACAGGGAAGUGGUACUUUGAGUUUGAGUCCCUGACUGGAGGUGAUAUGAGGGUUGGCUGGGCCAGACCGGGCUGCAGACCUGACGUGGAACUGGGAGUGGAUGACCAAGCCUUUGUUUUUGAUGGAUACAGGGGUCGACGUAUGCAUGUAGGCAGCCGCUACUUUGGACAUCCUUGGAAAAAGGGCGACGUGGUUGGUUGCAUGAUCAACAUGGAGGACAAAUCCAUGAUUUUCACCCUGAACGGAGAGCUCCUGAUCACCAACAAGGGCUCUGAGCUUUGCUUUGCUGACUUUGAGACAGAGGACGGUUUCAUCCCUGUCUGCAGUCUGGGGAUGUCUCAGAUCGGCCGGAUGAACCUGGGCAAGGAUGCCAAUACUUUCAAGUACUACACCAUGUGUGGUCUGCAGGAAGGCUUUGAGCCCUUUGCUGUCAACAUGAACAGAGAGAUCACCAUGUGGUUCAGCAAGCGCCUCCCCACCUUUGUCAACAUACCCCAGGACCACAUGCAUGUUGAGGUGACAAGGAUCGAUGGAACGGUGGACAGCCCUCCCUGCCUCAAGGUCACCCACAAGACGUUUGGCACCCAGAACAGCAACAACGACAUGGUGUACUGUAGACUGAGCAUGCCUGUAGAGUUCUACUCUGCAGACAACAGUGGGAGUGAUGCAAAUGAAAAUUUAAUUAUGGAGGAACAGCACCAUCCUCCAAAAGAAGAUGGAACUAUGGACUAUGGAAGCAUCACAACUUACUACCACUCAGUUAGAGUGUUUGCUGGACAGGACCCUGCCUCGGUGUGGGUGGGCUGGGUCACACCAGACUAUCACUACCACAGCAAGAGCUUCGGCCUCAGCAAGACGCGAACAGUCACUGUCACCCUGGGAGAUGAGAGGGGCCGAGUCCAUGAGAGUGUCCAGAGGAGUAACUGCUACAUGGUGUGUGGAGCAGACGCCGUUGGCCCGUCUUCCUCCAACCGCUCCAACUCUGACCUGGAGAUCGGCUGUUUGAUUGACCUUGCCACCGGCCUUGUCUCCUUCACUGCCAAUGGAAAAGAGCUACCCACAACGUAUCAGGUGGAACCAAAUACCAAGCUCUUCCCAUCUGUGUUUGUACGCCCCACCAGUCCGAACCUCUUCCAGUUUGAAUUUGUCAAGAUCAAGGAUGCCAUGCCACUCUCAUCAGCCAUAUUCAAGAGCGAGCACAGGAACCCGGUGCCACAGUGCCCGCCUCGACUGGAUGUGCAGACAAUCGUGGCCGUGCUGUGGAGCCGAAUGCCAAACACCUUCCUCACUGUAGAGACAGCUCGGGUCAGCGAGAGGCAUGGCUGGGUGGUCCAGUGUCUGGAGCAGCUGCAGAUCAUGGCUGUUCAUAUACCUGAGGAGAACAGGUGUUUGGAUAUCCUGGAGUUAUCGGAGCAUGAAGACCUGAGGAAGUUCCACUACCACACGCUGAAGCUGUACUGCGCCCUCUGUGCCCUGGGAAACACUCGUGUAGCUCACGCCCUCUGCAGCCACUUGGACCAAUCACAGCUCCUCUACACCAUCGACAACCAGUACCUCUCUGGCAUGCUCAGAGAGGGCUUCUACAAUGUUCUCAUCAGCAUCCAUCUUGAGACUGCAAAGGAGGCUCGCCUAAUGAUGAACAACGAGUUCAUCAUCCCUGUGACGGAUGAGACGCGCUCCAUCAAGCUGUUCCCAGACGAGUCCAAGCGGCACUCACUGCCUGGUGUGGGACUGAGCACUUCCCUCAAACCUCGGGUCAACUUCUCCCCUGUCGGCAUCAUCAACACCAAACGCCACCAGUACCUCUACAGCCCUCAGAUCCCUCUGGUCAUCCUGAAAGAGAAAGCCAUCAGCAUGCUCACUGAGGCUGUGCAGGGCGGAGGCACGCACAUCCGAGACCCAGUAGGUGGAAGCGCCGAGUACCAGUUCGUCCCCAUUCUGAAGCUGAUCGGAACGCUGUUAAUUAUGGGCGUCCUAACCAGCGAGGAGGUAAGGCUGAUUCUCCUCCUGAUUGACCCCAACGUGUUCGGAGAAGCCACGGAGGGUGAGGAAGGGAAGGCGGAUGAGGUGGCCGAGGCGGGGGAGAAGGAGGAGGUGAGCAAGAACGAAGAGAAGGCCGUGGAGGCGGGAGAAGAGGAGACCAAGGAGAGUAAAGCGCCAGCUAAAGGUCUGCUGGAGAAGUCACUGCCCGAGUCUGUCAAACGCCAGAUGUGUGAGCUGCUGCACUACUUCUGUGACUGUGAGCUGAAGCACCGCAUCGAGUCCAUCGUCUCGUUCUCCGACAGCUUUGUGUCCAAGCUGCAAUUCAACCAGAAGUUCCGUUACAAUGAGCUGAUGCAGGCGCUCAACAUGUCUGCCGCCGUCACUGCCAAGAAGACCAAAGAGUUUCGUUCCCCCCCGCAGGAGCAGAUCAACAUACUGUUGAAUUUCAGUGCAGGGGAGGACUGCCCCUGUCCCGAGGAGAUCCAGGAUGAACUCAACUCCUUCCAUGAAGAAUUGCGACUGCACUGUGGAAUUCCAGUUGAGGAGGAAGAGGAAGAGCAGGACACUUCGAUAAAAGGCCGUCUCCUUGCUCUACUCUACAAGAUCAAGGGUCCACCUCAGAAGACAGAGGAGGAGCCCACAGAGACCGAACAGGCUGCUCCUACCAACCUGAAAGAGCUGAUCUCCCAGACCAUAACCAGCUGGGCCCAGGAGUCUCACAUCCAGGACCCAGAGCUGGUCAGGGUGAUGUUCAGCCUGCUGAGGAGACAGUAUGAUGGCAUCGGGGAGCUGCUCCGGGCCAUGAAGAAAUCCUACACCAUCAGUGCUGCAUCUGUGCAGGAUGCUAUUAACCUAUUGGCAUCCCUGGGUCAAAUCAGGUCUCUGCUGGCAGUGCGUAUGGGCAAAGAGGAGGAGAAACUCAUGAUUGAUGGACUCGGUGACAUCAUGAACAACAAGGUUUUCUACCAACAUCCCAACCUGAUGAGAGUGCUGGGCAUGCACGAGACUGUCAUGGAGGUCAUGGUUAAUGUGUUGGGAGGAGACAAGUCACAGGAGAUUGCCUUCCCCAAGAUGGUGGCUAGCUGUUGUCGUUUCUUGUGCUACUUCUGUCGUAUUAGCCGGCAGAACCAGAAAGCCAUGUUUGACCACCUGAGCUACCUGCUGGAGAACAGCAGCGUUGGACUGGCCUCUGAAGCUAUGCGGGGCUCCACUCCGCUGGAUGUCGCAGCGUCCUCAGUGAUGGACAACAAUGGCCUGGCUCUGGCCCUGGAGGAGCCUGAUCUGGAGAAGGUGGUGACAUACCUGGCAGGUUGUGGUCUCCAGAGCUGUGCCAUACUGGUUGCUAAGGGUUACCCAGACCUUGGCUGGAACCCCAUCGAGGGAGAGCGUUACCUGUCCUUCCUGAGGUUCGCAGUCUUCUGCAAUGGGGAGAGUGUGGAGGAAAAUGCCAAUGUGGUGGUGAAGCUGCUGAUCAGACGCCCAGAAUGUUUCGGCCCCGCCCUGAGGGGAGAGGGAGGCCAGGGUCUGCUGACUGCUAUGAAGGAGGCCAUCAAGAUCUCUGAGGAUCCUGCCCUGGACCUGCCAAAAACCUCGGCUGGAGUCACUACUGCGUCUGGUGAGGAAGAAGGAGAGAUUAUCCACAUGGGCAACGCCAUCAUGUCCUUCUACUCAGCUCUCAUUGACCUGCUGGGACGCUGCGCUCCAGAGAUGCAUCUGAUCAAUGCGGGUAAAGGUGAGGCGCUGCGUAUCCGAGCCAUCCUGCGCUCUCUGGUUCCUACUACGGACCUGGUGGGUGUCAUCAGCAUCCCCCUCAAGAUGCCUGUAGUUAAUAAAGAUGGCACAGUGACAGAGCCCGACAUGUCAGCCAGUUUCUGUCCGGACCACAAGGCCCCCAUGGUGCUCUUCCUGGACCGAGUGUAUGGCAUCGAGGACCAGAGCUUCCUGCUCCAGAUGUUGGAGGUUGGCUUCUUGCCUGACCUCCGAGCCUCAGCGUCUCUCGAUACGGAGGUGUUAAGCACCACUGAGACGGCGUUGGCCAUGAACAGGUACAUCGGCUCAGCCCUGCUGCCCCUGCUGACCCGCUGUGCCGCUCUCUUCGGCAACACAGAGCACUACGCACAGUUGAUCGACUCCACGCUGCAGACCAUCUACCGACUGUCCAAAGGCCGCUCGCUCACCAAAGCCCAGAGGGACGCCAUUGAGGAGUGUCUGCUGGCUAUCUGCAAGCAUCUGCGUCCCUCCAUGAUGCAGCAGCUGCUUAGACGGCUGGUCUUUGACGUUCCCAUGCUCACUGAAUACUGCAAGAUACCUCUACGGCUGAUGACCAACCACUAUGAGCAGAACUGGAAGUACUAUUGCCUGCCAUCUGGUAUGGGCAGCUUUGGCAUAGCCUCCGAGGAGGAGCUUCUCCUCACUAAGAAGCUAUUCUGGGGAAUCUUUGACUCCCUUUCUCACAAGAAGUAUGAUGCUGAACUUUUCAAAAUGGCCAAGUCAUGCCUGUGUGCCAUCGCUGGAGCCCUCCCUCCUGACUUUGUGGAUGCCAGUCUUGGCGCAACACUGGAGAAACAGGCUUCAGUGGAUGCACAGGGUAACUUUGACCCCAAACCAACCAACACUGCCAAUAUCUCCCUUCCUGAAAAACUUGAGUACAUUGCCAACAAAUAUGCAGAGCAUUCCCAUGACAAGUGGUCCUCAGAGAAGGUGUCAGCUGGCUGGAAAAAUGGAGACAGUGUGGAUGAGCAGGCGAAAACCCAUCCACUGCUGAAACCUUACAAAUCUCUGAGUGAGAAGGAACGAGAAACAUACCGUUGGCCAGUGAGGGAGUCGUUGAAGAGCAUGUUAGCUAUGGGCUGGAACAUUGAGAGGACCAAGGAGGGAGAAGUCAUGUUCCAACAACGAGAAAGUGAAAAACAACGAAAGAUCUCCGAGUCUCAGGUUAAUGGAUUCAGUCCUGCUCCGAUGGACCUGCAUAAUGUCACUUUAUCUAGAGAGUUACAGGGCAUGGUGGAGGUGGUUGCAGAAAAUUACCACAACAUCUGGGCCAAGAAGAAGAAAACUGAACUUGUUAGCAAAGGAGGAGGGACCCACCCACUGCUGGUGCCCUAUGAUACCCUGACAGCUAAAGAGAAGUACAGAGACAGAGAGAAGGCCCAGGAUCUCUUCAAGUUUCUGCAGAUCAGUGGCUAUGCCAUCACAAGAGGUCUGAAGGAAAUGGAGCAGGACUCAUCAUCGAUGGAGAAGCGUUUCUCCUUCAAGUUCCUCAAGAGGCUGCUAAAAUAUAUUGACUCUGCCCAGGAGUUUAUUGCUCACCUUGAGGCCAUGGCCACCAGUGGGAAGACGGACAAAUCACCUCAUGACCAGGAAAUUAAGUUCUUUGCCAAGGUGUUGCUUCCUCUGACAGAUCAAACCUUUAGGAACCACUGUCUCUACUUCCUGUCCACACCCAGCAAGAGCUUUAGCAGCUGCGGUUGUGCCUCCAACAAAGAGAAGGAGAUGGUCACCAGCCUGUUCUGUAAGCUGGCAGCUCUUGUCAGACACAGGAUUUCUCUCUUUGGGAGUGACUCAGCAAUGAUGGUGAGCUGUCUGGACAUCCUCACUCACUCACUUGACACCAGAACGGUGAUGAAAUCUGGCGCCGAGCUGGUCAAAGCCGGGUUUAAGACUUUCUUUGAGAAUGCAGCGGAGGACUUGGAGAAGCUGGUGGAGAUGCUGAAACUGGGGAAGUUCAUGCAGUCCCGUGCCCAGAUGAAGAGUGUCAGUCAGAGCAUCAAUUAUGUGACUGUGGCUCUGCUGCCCAUCCUCACUGCCCUGUUUGACCACAUAAGGACGUAUGAGUUUGGAGUGGACCUGCUGUUGGAUGACGUGCAGCUGUCCUGCUACAGAAUCCUAACAUGUUUCUAUUGUCUGGGAACAGGAAAGAACGUCUUUGUGGAAAGGCAUCUUCCUGCACUGGGGGAGAGCCUGGCCACCUUGGUGGGAGCCAUACCUGUGGCGUUCCUGGAGCCCCACCUUAACGCCCACAACCCACUCUCUGUCUUCAACACCAAGACCCCUCGAGAGAGAGCAAUCCUCAGUAUGCCAGACACAGUGGAGGAGAUGUGUCCAGAGAUGCCGAGUCUUGACAGACUCCUGAAAGACGUGAAUGAUGUCUCAGAGUCUGGUGCUCGCUACAGUGACAUGCCACAGGUCAUUGAGGUGAUCCUUCCCAUGCUGUGCAACUAUCUGUCCUACUGGUGGGAGAAAGGUCCGGAGAGCUCACCUCCAGGUUCCCAGUGUUGCACCAUGGUGACCUCUGAACACCUCAGCAUCAUCCUGGGAAAUAUCCUCAGGAUCCUCAACAACAACCUGGGCAUUGAUGACGCACCCUGGAUGAAGAGGAUUGCAGUCUACUCUCAGCCAAUCAUCUGCAAGGCUGGAGCAGAUCUGCUGAGAACCCACUUCCUGCCAACACUGGACAAACUAAAGAAGAAGACAGUGAAGGUUGUGGCUGAAGAGGAGCUGCUGAAGGCCGACAGCAAAGGUGACAACCAGGAGGCAGAGCUGCUCAUCCUGGAUGAGUUUGCUGUGCUCUGCAGGGACCUCUACGCUUUCUACCCCAUGCUUAUCCGUUAUGUGGAUAACAACAGGUCAAGGUGGUUGAAGGAGCCUGAUGCAGACUCCACUGAGCUCUUCAGGAUGGUGGCUGAGAUCUUUAUCCUCUGGUGCAAGUCCCAUAACUUUAAGCGUGAGGAGCAAAACUUUGUGGUUCAGAAUGAGAUCAACAAUUUGGGCUUCCUGACUGGAGAAGGCAAGGCAAAGAUGUCCAAGUCAGGUGGAGACCAGGAGAGGAAACACAAGCGUCGCCGUGGUGAAUACUACUCCAUCCAGACCUCUCUGAUUGUCGCUGCCUUGAAGAAGAUGCUGCCCAUUGGUCUCAACAUGUGCACCCCAGGUGACCAGGAGCUCAUCUCUUUGGCCAAGAUACGCUACAGUCUGAAAGACACAGAUGAUGAGGUGAAGGAGCACUUGCGUCAGAAUCUCCAUCUCCAGGACAAGUCCGAUGACCCAGCAGUCCAGUGGCAGUUGGACCUAUACAAGGAUGUGGUGCUGAAGAGCGACCUACCUAUAGACUCGGAACACACAGUGGUCCGUGUCCAGAGCAUCUCUGCUGCAGUUUUCCAUCUGGAGCAGGUGGAGCAGCCUCUGAGGAAUAAGAAGUGUGUGUGGCAGAAGCUGCUGUCCAAGCAGCGUAAGCGCGCUGUCGUGGCUUGUUUCCGCAUGGCUCCACUCUACAAUCUACCCAGGCAUCGCGCUAUCAACCUCUUCAUCCCGGCCUAUGAGAGACUUUGGAUAGAGGCAGAGGAGUACUCCUUUGAGGAGAAGCUAGUUCAGGAUCUGGCAAAAACCCCCAUGAAGAUUGUGGAGGAGGAGGAAGAGGAGGUGGCUGAGAUCCAGCCCGACCCUCUCCAUCAACUCAUCCUCCACUUCAGCCACAACGCUCUGACAGAGAGAAGUUACUUGGAGGAAGAUCCUUUGUAUAUUGCAUAUGCAGACAUGAUGGCAAAGAGCUGUGCAGAGGAUGAAGAGGAAGAAGAGGAAGAAGGGAAAGAAAAGACAUUUGAGGAAAAGGAGAUGGAAAAGCAGAAGAUCCUGUAUCAGCAGGCAAGGCUGCACGCCCGUGGGGCUGCUGAGAUGGUGCUACAGAUGAUCAGCGCCAGUAAAGGUCGUCUAGGCCCCAUGGUGACCUGCACCCUCAAACUGGGAAUUUCCAUCCUAAAUGGAGGCAAUGUGCAAGUUCAGCAGAAAAUGCUUGUUUACCUGAAAGAGAAAAGAGAUGCAGGGUUUUUCAAGAGUCUCUCAGGCCUGAUGCAGUCUUGCAGUGUCCUGGACUUGAAUGCAUUUGAGAGGCAGAACAAAGCAGAAGGUCUUGGCAUGGUGACAGAGGAAGGUUCAAGUAAAUAUAUUUUCUCCCAAGGCUCCAAGGUGCUACAGAAUGAUGAGUUUACUAAAGACUUGUUCCGGUUUUUGCAACUUCUGUGCGAGGGGCACAAUAGAGAUUUCCAGAACUUCCUGAGAACCCAAACUGGAAACACAACCACAGUCAACAUCAUUAUCAGCACUGUUGACUAUCUGCUCCGUCUUCAGGAAUCUAUCAGUGACUUCUACUGGUACUACUCUGGCAAAGAUGUCAUUGAUGAUACAGGAAAAAUCAACUUCUCCAAAGCUUUAUCUGUAGCCAAGCAGAUAUUCAACUCACUGACUGAGUAUAUUCAGGGCCCAUGUAUUGGGAACCAGCAGAGUCUGGCUCACAGCAGACUGUGGGAUGCAGUAGUGGGCUUCUUGCAUGUAUUUGCCAACAUGCAGAUGAAGCUAUCUCAGGAUGCCAGUCAGAUUGAGCUGUUGAAGGAGCUGAUGGACUUACAGAAGGACAUGGUGGUCAUGCUGUUGUCUCUGCUAGAGGGUAAUGUGGUGAAUGGAACAAUUGGAAAACAGAUGGUUGACACACUGGUGGAGUCUUCUAACAAUGUUGAGAUGAUCCUCAAAUUCUUUGAUAUGUUCCUCAAACUGAAGGAUCUAACAACCUCUGACAACUUCAAGGAGUACGACCCCGAGUUUAAAGGCAUUAUUUCAAAGAAGGAGUUCCAGAAGUCCAUGGAGAGUCAGAAGCAGUACAGCCAGUCUGAGAUUGAUUUCCUGCUCUCGUGUGCAGAGGCAGAUGAGAACGAUAUGUUUAAUUACAAGGAGUUUGUGGAGCGAUUCCAUGAGCCAGCCAAAGACAUCGGCUUCAACGUGGUAGUCCUGCUGACCAACCUGUCUGAACACAUGCCACACGACUCUCGACUCGCCACCUUCUUGGAUUUGGCAGAGAGCGUGCUCAGCUACUUUGAACCUUACCUGGGUCGUAUUGAAAUCAUGGGCAGUGCAAAGCGCAUUGAGAGGGUAUACUUUGACAUCAGCGAGUCGAGCCGUGAACAAUGGGAGAAGCCACAGGUCAAAGAGUCCAAGCGUCAGUUCAUCUUUGAUGUGGUCAAUGAGGGCGGAGAGAGUGAGAAGAUGGAGAUGUUUGUGAAUUUCUGUGAGGACACCAUCUUUGAGAUGCAGCUUGCUUCACAGAUCUCUGAGCCGGAUGAGGUUGAACAACCUGAGGAGGAGGAAGAUGAGGAUGGACACAGCAUCCUGGAGGAGCUGGCUGCAGAGGAAGGAGGUGCCCUGGAGUCUGCCUCAGCCUUCUCCACUGCAUGUUGCGCAGUGAAGAAGAAGGUUGCGCAUGUCCGCCAAAUAUUUUCUAUUAAAAACGUACGCAAGCAGUUCAAGAAAAUCAAGAAACUGACCAUCAAGGAGAUUAUCACAGGCUUCUUCUCCUUCUUCUGGAUGCUCUUCACUGGCUUCUUUAAGGGAAUCUACAGUCUCAUCUUUGGUUUCUUCCACGUCAUCUGGUCCUCCAUGUUUGGUGGUGGCCUGGUAGAGGGUGCCAAGAACAUAAAGGUGACGGACAUCCUUGGGAACAUGCCUGACCCAACCCAAUUUGGUAUCCAUGGAGAUGUGAUAGAAGGAGAGAAAGUGGAGGCUAUAGAGUCAUCAGGAAACUUAGAUAUAGCCAUGGCACCAGCAGGGGACAUAGCAGAGGUGGACAUGAUGCUGGAGAUGCUGACGAUGCCUAAGAAGGAAGGAGGGAAACAUCUGGAGCCUGGCCUGGGUGACGUUUCUGAGCUGAGUGCAGAGACGUCCACUACUGAUCAAAAAAAGAAAGCUGCUGCCAAGCCUGUUGAAACUCCUGAGAGCGAACCAGAAAAAGCAGACACAGAGAACCAGGAGAAGGAGGAUAAGCCAAAGGAGGAGGAAGCUAAGGAACCGGUGACAGAGGAGAAGCCCAAGACCAGAUUGAGCCAGGCUAAAGAGCCGGCGCCUGCCUUCAUGUCCAAUAUCUUUGCUGCUCUGGACAUCUACCUGACCAAGAUGCUGAACUACCUGGCUCGUAACUUCUACAACCUGCGUUUCCUGGCUCUGUUUGUGUGUUUUGCCAUCAACUUCAUUCUGCUCUUCUACAAGGUCACUGGUGAAACUGAUGAGGACACUGAUGAUGAAAACCAAUGGGGUGAGGAGGAGGAAGAUCAGGACACACUUUUUGACAUGGAUGAGUUUGUGCUUCAGGAGAGCACUGGCUACAUGUUACCAACGCUGCGCUUCCUGGCUAUAUUCCACACUGUCAUCUCGCUCCUCUGUGUGGUCGGGUACUACUGUCUGAAGGUUCCUUUGGUGGUGUUCAAGAGAGAGAAGGAGAUUGCCAGGAAACUUGAAUUUGAUGGUCUCUACAUUACUGAGCAGCCGUCUGAUGAUGACAUCAAGGGCCAGUGGGAUCGACUCGUCAUCAACACCCCUUCUUUCCCCAACAACUACUGGGACAAGUUUAUCAAGCGCAAGGUGAUCAACAAAUAUGGUGACAUGUAUGGAGCUGAACGCAUCGCUGAGCUCUUAGGCCUGGAUAAGAGUGCUCUCGACUUUGACCCCACAGUGGAGACUGAAGAGAGGGAAGCCUCCUUGGUCUCCUGGCUGAGCUCCAUUGAUACAAAGUACCACAUCUGGAAGAUGGGUGUGGUUUUGACUGACAACUCCUUCCUGUAUCUGAUCUGGUACACCACCAUGUCCAUCUUUGGACACUUCAACAACUUCUUCUUUGCUGCUCACUUGCUGGACAUCGCCAUGGGCUUCAAGACCCUUCGCACCAUCCUGUCUUCUGUCACUCACAACGGGAAGCAGCUUGUGCUGACUGUGGGUCUGCUGGCUGUGGUCGUCUAUCUCUACACUGUUGUGGCCUUCAACUUCUUCAGGAAGUUCUACAAUAAGAGCGAGGAUGAAGACGAGCCUGACAUGAAGUGUGACGACAUGAUGACGUGCUAUUUGUUCCACAUGUAUGUCGGUGUGAGAGCUGGAGGAGGUAUUGGAGAUGAGCUGGAGGACCCAGCUGGAGACCCUUAUGAGCUCUACCGCAUCCUGUUUGACAUCACCUUCUUCUUCUUUGUCAUCGUCAUCCUGCUGGCCAUCAUUCAGGGUUUGAUCAUUGAUGCCUUUGGUGAGCUGAGAGACCAGCAGGAGCAGGUGAAGGAGGACAUGGAGACCAAAUGCUUCAUCUGUGGCAUCGGCAACGACUACUUUGAUCGGACGCCUCACGGGUUUGAAACCCACACCUUACAAGAGCACAACCUCGCCAACUACCUGUUCUUCUUGAUGUACCUGAUUAACAAGGACGAGACUGAACAUACGGGUCAGGAGUCAUAUGUGUGGAAGAUGUACCAGGAGAGAUGCUGGGACUUCUUCCCUACUGGGGACUGCUUCCGUAAGCAAUAUGAGGACCAGUUGGGUUAGAGAGGUGGGUCAGACUUGUGUAUUGCCCCAAACACCCCUCUCUACUUUCCUUCUAUCUGAAAGAGACAAUGAACUUGACUUCACCAUUAACAC